AUGAGCGUGCUUGUUCAGACUAUUUCACUUAUCACAAAAUUGUGGGGACCAUUAUCUAGGGCUUUUUCAAGGAGUGCUCUCUAUAACAUUCGCUACCUCACCUCACCUACUGUCGGCGACCUCAACUCGUCUCUUUCCACCGGCGACCUCAACUCAUCUCUUUCCACCAGCGACCUCGUCUCAUCUCUAUUUACCGGCGACCUGGGGCUCACCUCACCUCAGCGAAGACUGCACAAGUGCUCAGUGUUACAAGCCCUAGCUACGAUUAAGCGUGAAUCUGAUGGUUUCGGGGUUAAAGAUGUGUUGAUUCCUGAAAGUGCCGACGGCGCUGAGGGCAGCGACUGCGAGGAAGUCGAAGUUGCUGAAACAAUUGUGCUAGGUUUUAGCAACAAAUUUGUGGACAUCCAUAUACAUAUUGCGAUUUCAAAUUCAUCUUAUGAAAUCAACAUUCCCUCAAUUUGGAUUUGA
Lactuca saligna is the source of this 468-nucleotide messenger RNA. NCBI's taxonomy places the organism in Eukaryota, Viridiplantae, Streptophyta, Magnoliopsida, Asterales, Asteraceae. The record is from the annotation of a GenBank genome assembly.